UCGGAUCAAACCUACUCCUCGGCCAGAGCGUCUAGUGUGCGUUCUGAACGCUCCAAGAGCACGAACCGACAUUCUGACAACGCUCUGAAUUUACGAACGCCCAAAUGGUACUCAGAGCGUUUCUGGCACUCCAGAUUGAAUUUACGAACGCUCCCCCUGUCAUAACACGGAAAUGCAACGCUCAGAGUUCAUUGGCUAGAGAGGGCUGAUGUCACGAUGUAGCUACCAAUCCCCAGACCAUUCUUCUUCCAAGUCUCCGCAUUUCAACAUGGCAGCCGUGGAUGUCAUCGUGAACAAGUUUGCGGCACUUUGGAGGAUACGGUAUAUCCGUCUUUCAUUGCCGUUGAUUUUCUUGGGUAUUUCAAUAGUGGGAUCCGUUGUAAAGCACACACAGAUCGUUCCGGAGACAUAUUUCAGCAACAGAAGAAAUGUUGUCAAUAUGUAUUUUGUCAAAGUGUCCUGGGGCUGGACCUUGCUGCUGUUGACCCCGUUCAUCCUCUUCACAUCAUACAAGAGGUUGACCUUUGCCCUCCGGCGACUGAGCUCAUUGGUGGUGGCCACAGCCAUUUGGUACACCUUCACCGAGGCUUUUUCCUACAUCGAAGGUACCACAGGUACAUGUCACGUUCCUGAACCUGAAGCCAUGGAUCAAGUCCCUCAUCAUGAUGAAAUCACCUCAAAGUGGAGUUGCAGGAAGGCUGGGGGUCAAUGGGAUGGCUAUGCCAUCUCAGGACACUCGUUCAUUCUGUCGUACUCUGCACUCAUCAUUGCCGAAGAAAUGGCACCUAUGGUGAACAUGGAGAAGAAGAACAGGAAUACUGUUUUGGAUUUAUUAUACGUUUCCCUUAAUUGGAUAGUAGUCAUCUGGAUAUGGAUGUUUGUGUGUACCUCUGUGUAUUUUCAUGAUUUCUCUGAGAAGUUUCUCGGGACAGUUUUUGGAAUUCUGCCAUGGUUUGUCACAUAUCGGAUAUGGUAUCCAAUGACCUUAUCUCCUGGUCUCCCACUUCAGCCAAAAAAGCAGAGCGAACUAGCUUAAAACCAGCACUACUUAGCACUAGGCUAGACCUCCUACUCUCUCGUACUGCAUUGGCUCUGUAACAUGUUUGAAUGCCACCUUCAAAACACUCAAGUUAAAAACAUUGAUAUUCUUCUCAGGUUCCAAGUUGACCGUUGUUGCCAUUUAAAAAGUUUUCUUUCCUUCAGAAAGGUCAUUUUGGACAGCGGGCCAGGGUCGGUUUGCACUUGCGGGUCUCGACUCCCUAUGUGGCUGUAGGCAGCUUGUGUUCUUAAAAUGACACUGAAGUCUUAGAUCAAUGCAGUGCAUGGCGUUGACGUAUAGGCCUAGGCCUAUCCACUAGCUAGUCGUCCCCAGGGUUGGGGUCAAUUUCAUUUGAAUUUAGGCAGUAAACUGAAAGAUUUUAAGAAAAAGGUAUUCACCCUAACCUAAAGAAAAAGGAAUUCACCACAACUCUGGUGGUCGUGUUAUUUUUUUGUUUGCAUAAUUUUUAAAAAAGCCAAUUGUGUUGUGAAAGCCUUUGCAAUAUGUGUAUGUAGACUACUGGUCAAACGUUUUAGAACACCUACUCAUUCAAGGGAUUUUCAUUAUUUUUACUAUUUUUUACAUUGUAGAA
This is a messenger RNA of Coregonus clupeaformis (lake whitefish), 1631 nucleotides long. Its product is annotated as acyl-coenzyme A diphosphatase FITM2. Gene Ontology annotation, cellular component: endoplasmic reticulum membrane. Bases 209 to 1036 code for a protein of 275 amino acids. The record is from RefSeq and is a predicted model, not a curated record. Gene Ontology annotation, biological process: phospholipid biosynthetic process; lipid storage; lipid droplet organization. Lineage: Eukaryota; Metazoa; Chordata; Actinopteri; Salmoniformes; Salmonidae. The transcript is spliced from 2 exons.